Bipolaris maydis ATCC 48331 is the source of this 786-nucleotide messenger RNA. Its product is annotated as C-terminal of NADH-ubiquinone oxidoreductase 21 kDa subunit-domain-containing protein. NCBI's taxonomy places the organism in Eukaryota, Fungi, Ascomycota, Dothideomycetes, Pleosporales, Pleosporaceae. The record is from RefSeq and is a predicted model, not a curated record.
ACUCGCCCAGCCCGCAACAAGCACGCCCUCGGCCGCAGUGCACAUCAACACCACAAUGACGAACGCAGACGAGGCAGUCAGGCACCAGGCUGUCGUGCCAGACAAGGUCCCCACUGGAGAGUACCCUCUCAUCGACAAUGACCCACACAUUAGCCGCGUAAUGCGGUACACUCGCCCCUCCGACUGGGCCUACGGUGCCGCCCUCGGAAGUUUGAGCCCUGGAUUGAUGCUUUACUGGGAGAAGGUGUCGCCCUCCAUGGUCGGCAAGGGUGGUUUUGCCCCCGUCUUGCGAUUGACCGGCGCUGUUGGAGUGGCUGGAUGCUUCAUGUUCGCCUACUCGAGGUCAUGCAUGCGUUUCUACGGUGCACGUGAGAACCGCCGCGAGGUGGAGAUGGACAUGCGCGAAAUGGUCGACAAGGUCAAGAAGGGCGAGCCACUGUAUGGAAAGUCGGAAAUGAGCGAGUACAUGCAGGGAGUCGCCCACCGAAACUCGCGCUUUGCCGCAACAUUUGGUCACGUUCUCCCAUGGCCAAACCUCGUCAAUCACCCCUACCACGGUGUUGACACCGCAAAGUACUACCGACAGGCUGAGUUGGAACUUGAGCAGGAGAGGCUCGCCCGCGAAGGUCGGUAGAGCCAGAGAUGCUGUAAACAGACUAAGCGUAGUUUUUUGAGUCACAGUGGCUGUAAAUAAGUUCAAACAAGCCAAGUGAGCAUGUAUCAACAUGUGUUUCUUGUUCUCAUUCCAUCUCUAGUUUACAGGGAGUCCCUCCAAGACCUUGCUCU